Molecule: messenger RNA, 1367 nt
Organism: Serpula lacrymans var. lacrymans S7.9
Lineage: Eukaryota; Fungi; Basidiomycota; Agaricomycetes; Boletales; Serpulaceae
Exons: 8
Coding region: 56-1243 (395 amino acids)
Molecular function (GO): catalytic activity
Source: RefSeq, a predicted model, not a curated record
GUGGGCUUGGGUGCAGAGUGCCAUUUUGAUCUUUGUAUAGUAAUCGAUACGAGAAAUGUCCCUAGCAGGGUUGAAGGUCAUUGAGUUUGCCGGCUUAGCUCCAGCGCCUUUUGCUGGCCUCGUUCUUGCUGACCAUGGUGCUGAGGUCAUUCGCAUUGACCCGCCAUCUCCGUUCAAUAACGAUAUCCUCUGCAGAGGAAAGACGUCUAUCGCGAUCAAUUUAAAAACCCGUAGCGGCCUCGUAGUGGCAAAGAAACUGAUUACGCAGGCCGACAUACUCAUCGACCCAUUCAGACCUGGUGUGUUGGAAAGACUUGGCCUAGGACCUGAAAUAUUCCUUGGUUCUGAAGAAACGAAAGGUCUCAAUGACAAGCUUAUUUUUGCGAGAGUAGUGGGCUUCCCAAGGGCCGGGCCUCAUAAAACGAUGGCUGGUCACGAUAUAAACUAUCUAGCUACCAGUGGUGUUUUGUCAAUGUUACCGGGUACACAAGAGAAGCCAAGCUUCCCUCUCAAUCUCCUGGCAGAUUUUGGGGGAGGUGGCUUGAUGUGCGCUACUGGCAUAUUACUUGCUCUUGUCGAACGCGGCAAGAGUGGAAAGGGGCAAGUUGUGUGUACAGAUAUGGUUUCGGGAACGCGCUACCUUUCAUCUUUCCCCCUCUUACAUGCAUCCGAAUCAUCGCCCUACUUUUCCCAAAAUCGAGGCUCUAACAUCCUUGAUGGCGGUGCGCCUUUCUACGAUGUGUAUACGUGCUCCGACGGCAGGUGGAUGAGCGUGGGCUGUGUGGAACCUGUUUUCUUCGCAGAGUUUAUAGCCAGGUUCGAUAAAGCUCUUCAGAACGAAGGAAUAAACUCGAGCUGGAAGCCAUCGCAGGCUACGCAGACGAAGAAAGAGGACUGGCCAAACUUGAAGCAAUAUUUACACGACGGGUUCAAAAGCAGACCAAGAGAAUUCUGGGAAAUUGUUUUCCAUGAGACGGACGCUUGCGUACUACCUGUUCUGUCACCUAAGGAGGCCGAAAAUCUGGAUUCGUCCCUUUACCCUGCGCCCCACCCACAUCUCAGCAGAACACCUUCAUCUCCGCCAUUGCUACCGGACGGUGGUUUUGGUAAGAGUUCGCGCCUGGAGCCAGGAGCGCACACGGAACAAAUUCUAACUUCACUCGGAUAUACAAUCGAAGAACAGAAGGAGCUUGCUUUAGGAGGAGCUUUUGGGCAAGAUGCACGGAUAGAGCCCAAGUUGUAGUCUAUAAUAAUGGAAGCUACCAUGCGGUAUUUCCAGCACAUAAAUCGAAUUCAGUAUUCUAGUGAAGUCAAGACAUGAGAUGAGCGAGUACGAUGCAAGAGUGGAGAGACAGGUAGUGCUAUGC